Messenger RNA from Brachypodium distachyon (stiff brome), 2957 nucleotides. Its product is annotated as general negative regulator of transcription subunit 3. Gene Ontology annotation, biological process: regulation of DNA-templated transcription; nuclear-transcribed mRNA poly(A) tail shortening. The record is from RefSeq and is a predicted model, not a curated record. The transcript has 16 exons. The coding region runs from base 113 to 2713 and encodes 866 amino acids. Gene Ontology annotation, cellular component: CCR4-NOT core complex; nucleus; P-body. Lineage: Eukaryota; Viridiplantae; Streptophyta; Magnoliopsida; Poales; Poaceae.
GCGAGAGUCCGUCGUCUCCUUCGGCUGCCCCAGUCUCCCCACUCUCCGUUUACUCGCUCCCAAAUCGUAAACCCUAGCCUGGCCGUGCGAGAACAGCCCCGGGGUUGAUGCCAUGGGCGCAAGCAGGAAGCUGCAGGGCGAGAUCGACCGCGUCCUCAAGAAGGUCCAGGAGGGCGUUGACGUCUUCGACAGCAUCUGGAACAAGGUUUACGACACCGAAAAUGCGAACCAAAAGGAGAAGUUCGAGGCGGACCUCAAAAAGGAGAUCAAGAAGCUGCAGCGGUACAGAGACCAGAUCAAGACGUGGAUCCAGUCCAGCGAGAUCAAGGACAAGAAGGUUAGUGCCUCUUAUGAGCAGGCUCUUAUGGAUGCCCGCAAGCAGAUCGAACGCGAGAUGGAACGAUUUAAGGUCUGUGAGAAGGAGACUAAAACCAAGGCCUUCUCGAAGGAAGGGUUAGGUCAACAACCAAAAACUGAUCCCAGAGAGAAGGCUAAAGCUGAAACAAGAGAUUGGCUUAACAGUGUGGUUAGUGAUUUGGAAAAUCAGAUCGAUAAUUUUGAAGCAGAGCUUGAGGGACUUUCAUUUAAGAAAGGAAAACAAAGACCUCCUCGAUUGGUACAUUUAGAGAAAUCUAUUACGCGACAUAAAGCUCACAUAAAAAAAUUGGAGUCAAUCCUGAGACUUUUGGAUAACGAUGAGUUGAGUCCUGAGCAAGUGAAUGAUGUUAAAGAUUUCCUAGAAGACUAUGUUGAACGUAAUCAGGAAGAUUUUGAUGAAUUUAGUGAUGUCGAGGAUCUCUAUAGCACAUUACCUAUGGAGAAGGUUGAAGCACUUGAAGAUAUGGUUUCACUUGCUCCUUCCAGUCUUAUUAAGGGUGUUGCUGCUGUUUCUACUACUGCAGUAUUGAGUACAAAGAGUCCAGUAGCAACUUCACCUACUCAGGCUACUAUAUCAACAACCUCACAAAGUACUUCUCAAGAUCAAGCAGAGGAAACAGCUUCGCUAGAAAGCAAUCCUGAAUUGGUGCCACAAACACCACCUCCGAAAGGUGGAAAUCUGGGACCUUCAGUGCCAGUUGUGCCCACUGUGAUCAGUACCAGCAUUGCAGCUGUUUCAGUUCCGGCAGAUACCAUUAGUUCCCCAGGCCCUGUACGACUUACUGUUCCUCCCACCGUACCUGCAAUAUUUUCUGCUUCUGCCACUGUUCGAAGUGCUCCAGAGAGCAUACCUGCUGUUACUUCAAUUCCUGCAAAUGCAUCAAGUGCCUUGAAGGAUGAGGAUAGCAUGAACUUUCCUCCACGUAGAUCAUCUCCUGCAAUUACCGAAAUUGGACUUGGCAGGGGUAUUACCCGUGGGUUAACUAGUCAGACAUUAGGUGCUGCUCCCAUAAGUGUAGUUCCAGUUCCAGUUCCAGGAAAUGGUUCGAUCAGUGCAGUUCCGGCAAUAAAUGACUUGUCCAAAAGAAACACAUUGAGUACUGAUGAGAGAGUCAACAGUGUUGGUCUUUCUCAGCAACUGAUUUCACCUCUUGGUAAUAAAGUUCAACCACAGCCGGUACCGAGGACUAAUGAUGCAACUAAUUCUGAUUCUAACAAUCAAAGUGAAAGUGCCAUGCUUGGAGGGAGAGUUUUUUCUCCUCCAGUUGUUUCUGGGGUUCAAUGGCGGCCUCAAGCUCCUGCUGGUUUUCAAAAUCAAAGUGAAACCGGUCAAUUUCGUGGAAGACCUGAGCUUGCUGACCAAAGGGAGAAGUACUUACAAAGAUUGCAGCAAGUACAACAGCAGCAAGGAAACCUUCUUAAUGUUUCUAAUAUAACGGGGAUAAAUCAGAAGCAAUUCUCGACACAGCAGCCAAAUUCCCUUUUACAACAGUUUAAUUCUCAGAAUUCCUCCUCCUCCUCCCAAGCAGGCCUUGGGCUAGGGGGUCAGGGACAAGAUAAUGUGCAUACAAAAAGUGAAGAGCAACAAGGUAUGACUGAAGAUAUCAGUGUGGAGUCUGCUGCAACUACUGGAGCCAACAAAACCACCAACGAAGAUGACACGAAGACUCCAUAUUCGAAUCCUUCAGCGUCCAUAGCAGAAGGUACCCAGCUAUCUAGAGACUCUGAUUUAUCACCCGGGCAGCCUUUGCAACCUGGUAUGCCAUCAUCUGGUGUCGGUGUUAUUGGCCGGAGGAGUGUAUCCGAUUUUGGUGCAAUUGGAGAUAAUCUCAGUGGAACUUCUGCGGCAUCUGGUCAUGAUCAGCUUUAUAAUUUGCAAAUGCUCGAAGCUGCAUACCACAGGCUUCCACAACCAAAGGACUCUGAACGUGCGAAAAAUUAUAUUCCGCGGCAUCCUUCAGUGACCCCUGCCAGUUAUCCACAAAUUCAGGCACCAAUUGUUACAAAUCCAGCCUUUUGGGAAAGAAUUGGUAGCGAUGCAUUAGCCACAGAUAUGUUAUUCUUUGCCUUUUAUUAUCAACAGAACUCGUACCAGCAGUACUUGGCCGCUAGAGAACUAAAGAAGCAGUCAUGGAGAUUUCACAGGAAGUACAAUACUUGGUUCCAACGGCAUGUGGAGCCACAAGUUACAACAGAUGAUUAUGAGCGGGGAUCCUAUGUCUACUUUGAUUUCCAUCUCUCGGAUGAUGGCAAUGGAUGGUGCCAAAGAAUCAAGAACGACUUCACAUUUGAAUACAACUUCCUUGAGGAUGAACUGUCAGUACAACCAAACUAGGGUGUCAUGGCACAGUAGAGGGCUAAUCAAAGCGUUUUGAUCAAUCCAACUAUUGUAAUUUUCAGAAUUGGACUGUUGGGAUCUAGAAGUCGUCUUACAAAUACCCCUGUUGUAAGUUGUAACCUUGUGGGUGAAUUUAUAGCUGCUCUGUGCAUUCCUGAAUUUAGAUCCAGUUCUCCUAGAAACUAGGGACUAGUCAUGUUCACAAAAUAUGAUAGCUUUCAAUAAAGGACUUAAUGUAACA